Colletotrichum orchidophilum is the source of this 2871-nucleotide messenger RNA. RefSeq names its product glycosyl hydrolase family 3 N terminal domain-containing protein. Gene Ontology annotation, molecular function: beta-glucosidase activity. The record is from RefSeq and is a predicted model, not a curated record. NCBI's taxonomy places the organism in Eukaryota, Fungi, Ascomycota, Sordariomycetes, Glomerellales, Glomerellaceae. Gene Ontology annotation, biological process: glucan catabolic process. Bases 1 to 2871 code for a protein of 956 amino acids. The transcript has a single exon.
AUGGACCCCAGCAAAGAGGGACUCUUGGGCGACAAGUCCCGCCGCUCAUAUGAUGGAGAAUCCGACGACGGUUCCGACAUGGAUGCCACUGAGUACUUGGAGCGAAAUGAACGGAAGCAGGAGUCAAGAUUGCGCAAGCCCGCUUUCCUUUCGGUCAAGCCGAGGGGCUGUAUCGCGGCAUUCAGAAGGCUCUUCCAGGGACGCUCGAAGCUAUGCCUGCUCAUCACCGCCGUCGUCUUCAUCAUGUGGGUCUUGAUCAGCGCUGGAGGAGCUGUCAUGUACAAGAAGUUCAAGGGCGCGCCGCCUGUCGGCCUCUCACCACCGUGGUAUCCGACUCCAAAAGGUGGCAUAUCCAAGAACUGGGCCGAGAGCUACAAGAAAGCCUCAGAAAUGGUCGCCAAGAUGACGUUGCCUGAGAAGGUCAACAUUACAACAGGAACUGGCUGGAUGAUGGGUCUCGCGGUCGGCACGACCGGCCCUGCCGUUCACGUCGGCUUUCCACAACUUCAAUUACAGGAUGGUCCGCUUGGUAUUCGCUUUGCCGACAAUGCGACCGCGUUCCCUGCUGGCGUCACUGUGGGCGCCACCUGGAAUAAAGAAUUGAUGUAUCAGCGAGGCAAGGCGCAUGGACAAGAGGCGCGAGGCAAGGGGAUCAACGUGCUCCUCGGACCCUGCGUUGGCCCCCUUGGCCGCCUGCCUGCCGGUGGCCGCAACUGGGAGGGGUUUGGCGCUGACCCAUACCUGUCAGGAAUCGCUGCCGCCGAGACGAUCAAGGGCAUCCAGGAAGAGGGAGUAAUGGCUACCAUCAAGCACUUUGUCGCCAAUGAGCAGGAGCAUUUCCGCCAAAGCUGGGAAUGGGGAUUGCCCAACGCCAUCUCUAGCAACAUCGACGAUCGAGCCAUGCACGAACUGUACGCCUGGCCAUUCCUCGAUGCCGUCAAGGCCGGCGUCGCCAGUGUCAUGUGCUCUUACAACCAGGUCAACAAUUCGUAUGCUUGCGACAACUCCAAGCUCCUCAACGGUAUCCUGAAAGACGAGAUGGGCUUCCAAGGGUUCGUAAUGAGCGACUGGCUUGCACAACGUUCCGGUGUCGGCAGCGCCCUCGCAGGUUUGGACAUGACAAUGCCUGGUGAUGGUCUGUUUUGGCAGAAUGGCAAGUCUCUUUGGGGCCCCGAACUUACUCGGGCCGUCCUCAACGGAUCCGUUCCCGUCGAGAGAUUGGAUGACAUGGCAGUUCGUAUCGUUGCCUCUUGGUACAAACUGGGACAGGACGAUAAGAAACUCUAUCCGGAUGAGCUUCCCAACUUUUCCUCCUGGACCAAUGACAAGAUGGGCAAGCUCGCUCCCGGUAGCAAGACACCCCAACCAGAGUUAGAGGUCAACAAGUAUGUCAACGUGCAGGGAAAUCACUCCGAUAUUGCCCGUCGUGUUGCUGCUGAGGGCACAGUCUUGCUCAAGAAUAAAGACGUGUUGCCAAUCAGCAGGGACGGCUUCAUCGAUGCGAAGCGCAAGCGCCACGAGGGCAAGUUGAAGAUUGGUAUUUUUGGCGAGGACGCGGGCCCAGGCAAUGGACCUAACUAUUGCGCCGAUCGCGGUUGCAAUCAGGGAACACUGGGUUCGGGCUGGGGUAGUGGUGCUGUGGAAUUCCCGUACCUUGUCACUCCUGUUGAAGCCUUGAAGAAGGGCUUCAAGUCUGAGAAGGUUGAACUAUCCGAGUAUCUCACAAACUCGCCCCCGUUCCAGAAGGACCCCUCUAUCCUGCACAAUCAAGACGUCUGCAUUGUAUUCGCCAACGCAGACUCGGGAGAAGGUUUCCUGGCGUGGGGAGGCAUUGGCGGAGAUCGAAACGAUCUCAAGUUGCAAAACGGAGGGGACGACUUGAUCCUUCUAGUCGCCGAUAAUUGUGGCAAGGGUGAAGGCAAUUUAGCAGGCGGUGACACCAUCGUUGUCAUUCAUUCUGUCGGACCUGUCGAGAUGGAACGCUGGAUUGAGCACCCUGGCGUCAAGGUAGUUCUCUACGCGAAUCUCCCGGGAGAAGAGAGCGGAAAUGCGCUUGCGGACGUCAUCUUCGGCGACGUCAACCCUAGUGGCAAGCUGCCGUAUACUAUCCCCAAGUCUUUGAAGGAUUUUGGACCUGCCGGGCAGAUCUUGUAUCUGCCCAACGGCGUGGUGCCUCAACAGGACUUCUCCGAAGGACUUUACAUUGACUACCGACACUUUGACAAGAACAACAUUGAACCCCGGUUCGAAUUUGGAUUCGGCCUGUCAUACACGAGCUUCGAAUUCUCCAACGUUGUCGUUGAGGGUCUCAAGGAAAAGACCGCACUUCCCCCACCUCGCCCAUCGCCUGGUGCGGAGCCACCAAAAUUUAGCGAAAAGAUUCCCGAUAAGAAGGUGGCCUUGUUCCCGGAAGGGUUCCGCAAGCUUGAGAAAUACGUAUAUCCGUACUUGGAUACUGUGGAUGACAUCUCCUCGGACCCGUAUCCUUACCCAGACGGAUAUGAGGUGAAGCAACCCCUUUCUCAGGCCGGUGGCGAGGAAGGCGGUAACCCCGACCUGUGGGAGACGUAUGUUACCGUAAAGGCGGACGUGACCAACACCGGCGCUGUUUCUGGCAAGGUCGUGCCCCAGCUCUACAUGUCGUACCCGAAGAACGUGCACGGCGUGGACUUCCCGGUCAAGGUGCUCCGUGGAUUUGACAAGUUCAACUUGGACAAGGGCGAGAAGAAAACGGUCACGUUCAACCUGACACGGCGCGACCUCAGCUACUGGGACGUGCGGCAACAAAACUGGGCGAUGAUUACCUUUGGAGAGUAUUCGUUCCUCGUUGGCGAGAGCUCGAGGCAGCUGACUCAAGUGGGCAGUUGGUAG